This is a messenger RNA of Iphiclides podalirius (scarce swallowtail), 1302 nucleotides long. Lineage: Eukaryota; Metazoa; Arthropoda; Insecta; Lepidoptera; Papilionidae. The record is from the annotation of a GenBank genome assembly.
AUGCCUGACCAUUUAGGUGAUGACAUGAGAAAAGUGAAAGAUGACAAAGAAGAACCGGAAAAAGAAAUAAAAUCUCUUGAUGAAGGAGAUAUUGCACUAUUGAAAUCAUAUGGCCAAGGUCAAUAUACCAAGAUAAUAAAAGAAGUAGAAGAAGGCAUACAGACAGUAAUGAAGAGAGUCAAUGAACUCACUGGUAUCAAAGAAUCAGAUACGGGAUUGGCUCCUCCAGCAUUGUGGGAUUUGGCUGCCGAUAAACAAACCUUACAAAAUGAACAGCCAUUACAGGUUGCCAGAUGUACUAAGAUAAUCAAUGCAGAUUCUAAUGAUCCCAAAUAUAUAAUAAAUGUAAAACAGUUUGCCAAGUUUGUGGUGGACCUAGCUGAUUCUGUAGCACCAACUGAUAUUGAAGAGGGAAUGAGAGUUGGAGUUGACCGCAACAAAUAUCAGAUUCACAUUCCACUACCCCCAAAGAUUGAUCCUACCGUCACUAUGAUGCAAGUUGAGGAGAAACCAGAUGUUACAUAUAGCGAUGUUGGUGGCUGCAAAGAACAAAUUGAGAAACUAAGGGAAGUUGUUGAAACACCAUUGUUACAUCCAGAGAAAUUUGUAAAGCUGGGAAUAGAACCUCCAAAGGGUGUGUUGUUAUUUGGCCCACCUGGUACUGGCAAAACCCUAUGUGCUAGGGCAGUUGCCAACCGGACGGAUGCAUGCUUUAUUAGAGUCAUUGGCUCGGAGCUGGUGCAGAAGUACGUUGGUGAGGGAGCACGCAUGGUACGCGAACUAUUCGAGAUGGCGCGCAGCAAGAAGGCCUGUCUCAUAUUCUUCGACGAGAUCGACGCUAUCGGCGGUGCCAGAUUCGAUGAUGGCGCCGGCGGUGACAAUGAGGUGCAGCGUACAAUGUUGGAGUUGAUCAAUCAGCUCGAUGGGUUCGACCCUCGUGGCAACAUCAAGGUGCUGAUGGCCACCAACCGGCCGGACACCCUGGACCCGGCGCUGAUGCGGCCCGGCCGCCUCGACCGCAAGGUGGAGUUCGGCCUGCCCGACCUGGAGGGGCGCGCCCACAUUUUCCGCAUCCACGCGCGCUCCAUGAGCGUCGAGAGGGACAUACGCUUCGACCUGCUCGCCCGCCUCUGCCCCAACUCCACCGGCGCCGAGAUCAGAUCGGUUUGUACCGAGGCGGGCAUGUUCGCGAUCCGCGCCCGCCGCAAGGUCGCCACCGAAAAGGACUUCCUGGAGGCGGUCAACAAGGUCAUCAAGUCGUACGCGAAGUUCUCAGCCACUCCGCGUUACAUGACCUACAAU